Zalophus californianus (California sea lion) is the source of this 1379-nucleotide messenger RNA. RefSeq lists its product as uncharacterized. The coding region runs from base 31 to 1185 and encodes 384 amino acids. The transcript has a single exon. NCBI's taxonomy places the organism in Eukaryota, Metazoa, Chordata, Mammalia, Carnivora, Otariidae. The record is from RefSeq and is a predicted model, not a curated record.
CCCGGCACCCAACCCAGCGGGUUGCUGCCCAUGCAGAGAGCACUCCAGGCAGAGGCAGAGAGGAGUUGCCCCAACCCUGCCAUGCCCCUAGGCUUCCCUCUGCCCUACCCCAGUCCUUGUAACACUCCGGGUCCAGCAGCUCCUGACUGCCCUCUGGGCACAGAGAAAAGGCCUCGCUGGUCCUGCCUUAGCCAGCCUGAGGUCCUGGAGAGGUGGGGACAUCCAGACAUACAGCCCGCCAACCAAAGAAACCCACUAUGGCCAACAAGUAACUGUCCAUGUGACCAAGUCACCAAAACUCUGGGGCACAUGGAAACAAGGGCUGUGGUCCCCACGUCCCAAAGGCAGUGGCAUGGUCCUCUGGUCCUGAGUCCAGGGCUAGGGGCUCUGGCAAGAGGUAAGUCCAGAAGCUCCUGCCCCAGCCCUCUACCAGGUCUGUCCACGGCCACUGCAGUGCACGAGGCUGAGAGACCACCAGCUGGGGCAGGGGCACGCGCUCCCCUCAGGGGCAGGUGGCACCUGCAGGCUUUAAAGCCCCGGGAGGCUGGGAAAGGUGGGCUGUCCUGCCAGGGAAGCUUCCGGGUACAAGGUGGGCUCGGGAUCCUGGAUGAGGACCCACUUGUGGACAGCAGGGCAUCCGACUACAGACACCGACACCUCCUCACCCAGCCUCUCGACUUGCUGGCCAGGCCUCCUGCCCAUCUACAAGAUGGAGCCAGAACCCACUGCCCAGCCUGCCUCUCUGGACCCAAAGGAACUCAGGGGCUCGUGACAGACGGCAGCCUCCCGGGGUGGUUUUCUGCCAGGCUCCCAUGCACGGGAAGCCGAAGCUGCGCCAUGCUGGGAACAUCCUCCCCUGGACAGGGUGCCUCGGGUUUCCGGCCUUUCCCCACAGGUGGAGGUCAGCGAACGCCAGGACAGGUUUUUUUCUCUGAAUGCUUCACAGCAAAUGCAUUUCUCUGCCACCAGGGUCCGCUCCUGUGUGGACACAGGCAGCAACGGGGGAGAGGUAGCCUGGGGAGCAUGGCCGGGAGGGCGAGGUGGGACCCUCUCCCUCGAGCACCUGGGUGUUCACGCGACCACCCUGACUUUACGUGCUUUCACCGUGACAGCCGUUGGGCAGGUGUGGCCUUGGCCACCAGCUCCCCCAAAUGUUCCAGUGUAUGCGCCAUCGACAAGGGGUGACCCCAAAGCCCGCGCUCCCUGCAUGCUUCUGCUGAAGUGAGCACGUGGAGCUCACGAGCGGCUUCGACACGAGGUGGCGGCCUCGGCGGCUCUCGGGUUCCUGGCAGGACGGGAAGGGCACUCCCUCACAGCCCCGGCAGCAGAGCUCGGGGUCCCACACAGAGGAGACAACAGAGUCCCUGCUGGGGUCGCCA